CCAUCUUCAGGCGUCCAACGCGAUGCCGCAGCGUUGCUCUCGUAUGAGGACCGAGUGUAGGCAUUAGGUGGGUACCACAGCAUCCUCACAUAUCUUUCUCCGCGGUGUACCGCUGUUAUCAGAAUGGCAUAUGGCCAUGGUUCCUUAUCGCUCAGCAUUGCAGACAGAUGCGUUCUACUGCACUAGUCGUAUAGAGACGAACGCUUAUAGACAUACUUAUGGCACUAACACCAGGCCAAGUCGAUAUUAUCCGCUCUACUGUUCCUGUACUCAAGGAGCAUGGCAACGAUAUAACCAAAUCAUUCUAUGAGACGCUCUUGGCUGAGGUACCCGAUCUCAACAAUGUCUUCAACCAAGCCAACCAACGGAACAACCACCAAGCCGCGGCCCUCGCAUCUGCGCUCUACGCCUAUGCCUCGCAUAUUGAUGACUUGGGCGUCCUGUCACCGGCCGUCGAAAAGAUAUGCCAGAAACAUGCAAGUCUGUACAUCAAGCCAGAGCAGUACGACGUUGUUGGGACGUACCUGCUGCGAGCUAUGGGCGAUGUCUUAGGAUCAGCCCUGACGCCAGAGGUGCGGGAUGCUUGGGGCCAGGCGUACUGGCAACUAGCCAACAUAAUGAUCGACCGAGAGGAGCAGUUGCUGGGCGAUGCUGGAGAUUGGCGGGACUGGAGAGACUUCAGGAUCGCAGACAAGGUGCAGGAAAGCGAGGAGAUCACAAGCUUCUACCUCAAGCCUGUGGACGGCAAGCCAUUGCCGCCGUUUCUGCCCGGCCAGUAUAUCUCGGUUAUGACGGACGUACCUAAGAUGCACUAUAUGCAAUCCAGGCAGUACUCCCUCAGUGACACUCCAGACCCGAGUUACUACCGCGUCAGCAUCAAAAAAGAAAGCGGGCUCGAUCCGCAUGCGCCAGAUGCGGAAGCUCACCCUGGUUGGAUCUCCAACAUUAUGCACAGUACGAAGUCUGUCGGCGACCUUAUCAAAUUGAGCCAUCCAGCUGGCGAGUUCUUCUGCGAUCCGCAGAAGGACAUGGAUAGCCAGACGCCAGUAGUGCUAAUAUCUGCCGGAGUAGGCGUGACGCCAAUGAUCUCCAUCCUCAACACAUCGAUCAAGAAGAAUCAUGAGCAGAAGAUAUCGUUCAUCCACGGUGCGCGGACGACAAAGUUGCAAGCCUUCCGGCGACACGUCCACGAGGUUGUUGCACAGCAUCCCAACGUCACCGCUUCAAUCUUCGUCAAGACACCGGACGCCAGGACUGAUACUGAGGGCGUGGACUAUCGAUUCGCGUCCCGAAUUCAGCUUGAUGUACUAGACCGCAGCAAGGACCUAUUUCUCGACGAUCAGAAGACCAAGUACUUUGUCUGCGGGCCGGAAAGCUUCAUGGCCGAUGCGAGCAAGAGCCUUCGAGCUAAAGGGGUGGAUCAGGAACGUAUCAAGAUGGAGGUCUUCGGUACCGGGCCGUUGUUGAGUGAUUAGCAGAAAUUAUCUCAACAUUAUCCCAGCGUACAUUGGGUGUGUAUAUAAGCCUACAAUACACUCCAUGCUCUCUGUCGCUGCUACGGCAUCUCUUUUAUGUUGUCGGGAUGGCUUCGCGACAGACACUCGAAGUUUCUUAUGGGAUUCAGCUGUGAAUAUGGGCGCAAGCCUACAGUUUCUCGUGAGAGCAAAGAUAGCACAGGGACCGCACCUUCAACGCUACUGUAGCCGAAGCCAGGCACGUG
Baudoinia panamericana UAMH 10762 is the source of this 1720-nucleotide messenger RNA. RefSeq lists its product as uncharacterized. The transcript has a single exon. The record is from RefSeq and is a predicted model, not a curated record. Lineage: Eukaryota; Fungi; Ascomycota; Dothideomycetes; Mycosphaerellales; Teratosphaeriaceae. Gene Ontology annotation, biological process: cellular response to nitrosative stress; nitric oxide catabolic process. Gene Ontology annotation, cellular component: intracellular anatomical structure. Bases 219 to 1475 code for a protein of 418 amino acids. Gene Ontology annotation, molecular function: nitric oxide dioxygenase [NAD(P)H] activity; FAD binding; heme binding.